GCGCAUCUGGAUGUUUUAAACAUACAAAGGAAUUGCUAGAGCAAGCAAAAGAGAAAACGGUGCAAAGAGUUAAGAUGUGCAGAUAAACAACUGGUGCACUGUGCAGCUAAAAUAACGGACAGGCAGCUGAGGAAAAUCUCUUUCCAAAGAGGAGAGCACAAGUUUAGGCAGAAUGAAGACUCCCAUUGUCUGUGGCUUCGUUUUUAAAGUACUAUUAAUCCAAGUGUAUCUUUUAAACAAAACUUUAGCUGCACCUUCACCAAUCAUUAAGUUUCCUGGAGACAGCACUCCCAAAACAGAAAAAGAACUAGCAGUGCAAUACCUGAAUAAAUACUAUGGGUGCCCCAAAGACAAUUGCAAUCUAUUUGUCCUGAAAGAUACUCUGAAGAAAAUGCAGAAAUUUUUUGGGCUGCCUGAAACAGGAGAUUUGGAUCAAAAUACUAUUGAGACAAUGAAGAAACCCCGCUGUGGUAACCCAGAUGUAGCGAAUUACAACUUCUUUCCAAGAAAGCCAAAAUGGGAGAAGAAUUAUAUAACAUACAGGAUUUUAGGCUAUACCCCGGAUUUGGAUCCUGAGACAGUGGAUGAUGCCUUUGCUCGAGCCUUUCAAGUCUGGAGUGACGUCACACCGCUGAGAUUUAACCGAAUAAACGAUGGAGAAGCAGACAUCAUGAUUAAUUUUGGCCGAUGGGAACAUGGUGACGGCUACCCAUUUGAUGGCAAAGACGGCCUCCUGGCUCAUGCCUUUGCACCAGGGCCAGGAAUUGGAGGAGACUCCCAUUUUGAUGAUGAUGAACUGUGGACUCUUGGAGAGGGGCAAGUGGUUAGAGUGAAGUAUGGAAAUGCAGAUGGCAAAUACUGCAAAUUUCCCUUCUGGUUCAAUGGCAAGGAAUACAAUAGCUGCACAGAUGCAGGACGCAGUGAUGGAUUCCUCUGGUGUUCCACAACCAAAGACUUUGAUGCAGAUGGCAAAUACGGCUUUUGUCCCCACGAAUCACUUUUUACAAUGGGCGGCAACGGGGAUGGGCAGCCGUGCAAAUUUCCCUUUAAAUUUCAAGGCCAAUCCUAUGACCAGUGCACAACAGAAGGCAGGACAGAUGGAUACCGAUGGUGUGGAACCACUGAAGACUACGACAGAGAUAAGAAAUAUGGAUUCUGCCCAGAGACAG
Messenger RNA from Mesitornis unicolor (brown roatelo), 1169 nucleotides. Its product is annotated as 72 kDa type IV collagenase. Gene Ontology annotation, biological process: extracellular matrix organization; response to hypoxia; collagen catabolic process. Gene Ontology annotation, cellular component: extracellular matrix. Lineage: Eukaryota; Metazoa; Chordata; Aves; Mesitornithiformes; Mesitornithidae. The transcript has 6 exons. Gene Ontology annotation, molecular function: zinc ion binding; metalloendopeptidase activity. The annotation marks the transcript as partial. The record is from RefSeq and is a predicted model, not a curated record.